Molecule: messenger RNA, 2020 nt
Organism: Podarcis raffonei (Aeolian wall lizard)
Lineage: Eukaryota; Metazoa; Chordata; Lepidosauria; Squamata; Lacertidae
Gene: SERPINE3
Product: serpin family E member 3
Exons: 9
Coding region: 673-1881 (402 amino acids)
Biological process (GO): negative regulation of endopeptidase activity
Molecular function (GO): serine-type endopeptidase inhibitor activity
Source: RefSeq, a predicted model, not a curated record
UUUAAAACCUGGGAUCUUUUGCAUGCCAGGCGGGUGAGUGGACUGUCCCCUGCCUGAAAUGGUGGAUGGCCACUCUCAGUCUCUGCAGAGCCAGGUGGGGCAAGGGCAGGAUUUAGUGUACGGCAGCUUCCUAAGUUUCUAACUGAUUUGUCUAGAGUGGCUGUUUCCACCAGCCGACCUCUGUUGAGAUAAGCUUUGUGUGUGGCACACGGCAGGCAUGGUUUUCCCUUCCACUAGGGAAUGAGAAAUCUAAGGAAUGCAUGAAAAGAGAAGCGGGAGGUCAGUCAGUGAUACUGGAAGGUGAUACUUUUCUCAGUUGAAGCAGGUCACACGCCUAUGGAGGCUUGAAUGGUGCUUGCUGGCUCUUUCUCCAUCAGUACCUUUUUGUUCCUUGCCUGGGAUUUGCUGGGCACUUACAUGCCUCCUCGCCUGGCUCCAUGCAGAGCCCAUGGGAAUUUGGACAGGGUGGUACAGACAUCGCCGACAGAGACCACGAUCGCUGACUAUCCCUUUCAGUGAGGUCUUAUGACUAACACCCCACUUCUUGAUAUAUUAAAGAAGCGGGUAGACCCAACACACGACACCGGUCUCAGCUGAAACAAAGAGAAAGGCAUUGCACUGCAAUCCGAAGGAAACUGCGACUUGAGACCAUCUUUCGGCAGAUCUGCCUUCAUGCUGCUCUUUUCCAUCACUACCCUCCUUCUGUCGCUUGGUUCCUCGAACGUUGGAGGCUGCGAGCACAACCAUGAACCACAGAACCUGAACACGGAGUUUGCCCUCGCUCUCUACCAACGCUGGGCAGAGCGCAACCACGGAACCAACCUCGCCAUUUCCCCAGUGAGCGUGUCUCUUUCUUUGGGGCUUCUGCAGUUUGGGGCACAAGGGAGGACACUGGCCCAACUGCAGCAUGCUCUGGGAUACAGCACUCAGGAUCAGGACGUUCAAGACUUCCUGCACACUGUGUACAGAGAAGUGACCAACUCAAGCCAAAGCCCUGCUGUAGCACAGCUGGCGUGUGCCCUCUUUGUUCAAGCCGGAACGCAUCUUUUGCCGCCAUUUGUUCAGCAUGCCGCACUCUGGGCAAACAACACAGUACACCAGGCUAACUUCAGUGAGCCUAACAGGACCGCGGCUCAGAUAAAUGAAUGGUUUGCCACAAGCACUGGAGAUGGAGAAACAAGUUACCUAUCUUUGGAAACUCUUGAUUCCCCGCUUAACCAGAUAGCUGUAGUGAGCGUGAUGUCCUUCAAAAGCACUUGGCAAAGGAAAUUCACCUUCACAGAUACUCAGACCUUGUCCUUUACAACCACAGAGGGCCUCAUCCUGAAAGUGCCUACUAUGUAUCUCAGCGCAGAAGUCAACUAUGGUGAAUUCCUACUGGACUCUCUGGAGCGGGUCAGUGUGGUUGAAUUGCCCUAUCUGGGGGAGGCAGUCAGUAUGUUUGUGGUGCUUCCAUCUGACAGGAGAACACCUGUAGCUGAGAUUGAGAGAUACCUUUCAGCCCGAAAUUUCCCGCUGUGGUCCAACAGCCUGAGAAGAACAAAGAUGGACCUAUUUCUCCCCAGGUUCAGAAUCGAAAACCACUUGGACCUGAAAAUGGUUUUGCCUACCUUAGGAAUUACAGACAUGUUUGAUCCCGCUAUGGCCAAUUUUAAAGGGAUUUCAGAACAAGAGCAUCUUUAUAUCUCAGAAGCUACCCACAGAGCAAGGAUUGAAGUGACGGAAGAUGGAACAAAGGCCUCAGGCACUACAGCUAUGGUGUUGCUAAAACGAUCCCGUGCUCCUGUCUUCAAAGCUGAUAGACCUUUUAAUUUUCUCCUUAGGCAAGGCAGAACAGGUUCAAUUCUGUUUAUAGGAAGACUUACAAAUCCCAUUGAGUGAACUUGUCCUAUCCAUGUUUCCAUAUAUCUGCAUUCCCAUGAAAUAAAAAAGCAUUAAUAGGACGUUUUAAGUGUUGUGACUAUCAAGGGGAAGUUAUGUGAAACGUAUGGCUGUAAAUAAAAAGAGAUGCUUUUUGCCA